Messenger RNA from Phacochoerus africanus (Common warthog), 1192 nucleotides. RefSeq names its product endothelin 2 (gene EDN2). Gene Ontology annotation, cellular component: extracellular region. Gene Ontology annotation, molecular function: hormone activity; endothelin B receptor binding. NCBI's taxonomy places the organism in Eukaryota, Metazoa, Chordata, Mammalia, Artiodactyla, Suidae. The coding region runs from base 81 to 614 and encodes 177 amino acids. The transcript has 5 exons. Gene Ontology annotation, biological process: regulation of systemic arterial blood pressure by endothelin; regulation of vasoconstriction; vein smooth muscle contraction. The record is from RefSeq and is a predicted model, not a curated record.
CUAUCGCUCAGCCUGGCAGCAGGAGGCUGGCAACAGGCACACUCUCCACUCCAGUCCAGCCUGUGCGCUCCGCCGCCACCAUGGUCGCCGUGCCCACCGCCUGGUGCUCCAUCGCUCUAGCCCUGCUCGUGGCCCUGCACGAAGGCAAGAGCCAGGCGGCUGCCACCCCCCACCUAGAGCAGCAAUUGCCCACGCCCCGUGCCCGAGGCUCCCACCUGCGACCUCGGCGUUGCUCCUGCAGCUCUUGGCUCGACAAGGAGUGCGUCUACUUUUGCCACCUGGACAUCAUCUGGGUGAACACGCCCGGACAGACAGCUCCUUACGGCCUGGGAAACCCGCCAAGACGCCGGCGCCGCUCCCUGCCAAGGCGCUGUGAGUGCUGCAGUGCCAAGGACCCCGCCUGUGCUACCUUCUGCCAUCGAAGGCCCUGGCCUGACGCUGUGGCACUCCCAGGCAGUGUGGCCAAGGUCCAGGCUGGCAAGACAUGGGCCACGGCAGGAGAGCUCCUCCAGCGGCUGAGGGACAUUGCUGCAGCCAGAAUCCGCUUUGCUGGACAACGGCAGGAGGCAACGAGGGAGCCCAGGCCUACCCACUCCAGGCGGAGGAAGAGAUAGCUCUGGAAGCUUGUGUGGAGACGGAAGGAGAGGGCCGUCCCAGGCCUGGGAGACCCUCCACCUGUUUCCUGGGCCAGGAAACCCACCUGCUGGACUUGGUACAAGCUCUGGCCUCCUCGCUCCGGGGAGUGAGCCUCCCUCAUGGCAGCUCCAUGCCCUCACACUGCCCAGGAAAGCCCUCAGGCCCUGGGCUGCAGAGCGGCCUCCCACGCUGGCUCCGGCUCCACGGCCCAGCUGAAAGGAACGGCGUGGGGACCCCGUGCAGAGAGGGGUAACUGUCUGUUGGCUGCAAACCAGGAGUGACACACAGUGGUUGGCGCUCACAGCUAAGCCAGCCCUGGAGGCUGGAUGGGUCUGGCCAGGGCCAAAGUCCCGGCUGGCCCCUGUCUGUCCCCUUCAGCUCUCCUUGCCCAGACUCCCUGUACCCGCACACUCCGGGGACCCUCCUGGUGAGAAGGGUCUGUUCUGCUUCACCUGUCUGUACAUAACUUAUUUGCUCUAAACUUUGAACAUUCUGAGUAUUUAUUUUAAUGUAUUUUUUUAGAAUCUCAGUUACCUGCGAACCUGUGUUUAUAAUA